CCCCAAUACACAACUUCAGCUUGAGGUAAAGCUUAAACUUAAAAAAAAUAAACAUAAUAGAGAUGGGUUUGGUCACAGAGGAGGUGAGAGCUAAGGCAGAGAUGUACACCGGAGAUGAGAUAUGCAGAGAGAAGACAAAAUGUUUCCUCGAGGAAAUAUCUAUGCCUAAUGGCUUACUACCAUUGAAGGACAUUGAAGAGGUUGGGUAUGACAGAGAGUCAGGUGUCGUGUGGCUGAAGCAGAAACAGAGCAUCACCCACAAGUUUGAAAAGAUCGAUAAGCUUGUCUCCUACGGAACCGAGGUCACUGCCGUGGUCCAGACCGGCAAGAUCAAGAAGCUCACUGGAGUCAAGGCCAAGGAGCUUCUUAUCUGGGUCUCUAUCAGUGAUAUCUAUACAGAUGACAAAGAGAAGAUCACUUUCAAGUCACCAACCACACUGUCUAGGACUUUCCCUGUCUCAGCUUUUGUAGUCCCAGAGGAAGUGGAACCUGCCAAGGAAGAACCUCUCAAGGAGAAGAUCAGUGAAGCCGCCGAGGUCAAGGAGGCUGUUGCAGUCAAGGAGGCCUAAUCAAGCUUCUCCCUGCUUCUACUAUUAAAAGAGACCAAAAUCUAUUGAAGUGUAAUUCAACAAUGUAAAGAGACUAUUGAGAGUUGGUGAUUCUCACUGCUCUUACUCUCAUGUAUUAUCUACCACUCGUUUCUGCUUAUUUUACGUGUAAUAAGUUGUCAACAUCAUCCUGUUCGACAAAAAAUACCGUAAUUAUCUAUGAACUACAUUGAAGUCGGUUA
Messenger RNA from Raphanus sativus (radish), 790 nucleotides. RefSeq lists its product as uncharacterized. Lineage: Eukaryota; Viridiplantae; Streptophyta; Magnoliopsida; Brassicales; Brassicaceae. The transcript has a single exon. The coding region runs from base 63 to 569 and encodes 168 amino acids. The record is from RefSeq and is a predicted model, not a curated record.